ACUACUAUUACUUGCAUUGCACCAGUUAAUAUUGCAGUUAUUAAAUAUUAUUGCUCAGCUGAAGCGGAUGUCUGCUUCAGUCCAAGGUCUAAGUAUUACAUCAUCUUUAUAUUUUUGGAAGUAUAUUGUGACCGGGUUUAAACGUGCAUUAGAUUCAUUGUUCCAGUUUAUAAUUCGCCCUAUUAACUCCCUUUUUAUUUCUCUAGAGGCAGAAACCAUUAAUUUAAUUACUACUACUACUACUACUGAUGUGUAUCUAUCAAUGGGGAAAGAGGGAUGAAUCCUUAAUUUUACCAACUAAUGAUUCCAUAAGUGCAACUUUAGAUACAGCUCAGCUACAUGCAAAAACUACUGUUAUGAUCAGUUCUGAUUUUAAAGAAGAUCGUAUCUGGCUGAAUGGAAAAGAAGAAGAUAUAAAAAAUACAAGACUUCAAAAUUGUUUAAAAGAGAUUAGGAAACGUUCACAAUUAUCUGGGUAUACAAACGAUUGGAAGAUUCGUAUAUGUUCAAAGAAUAAUUUUCCAACCGCUGCUGGCUUAGCUUCUAGUGCUGCAGGAUAUGCAUGUCUUACGGCAGCGUUAGCCAAGCUUUACAAAAUAGAAGGAGAUAUUAGUAUUAUAGCGCGUUCUGGUUCUGGAUCAGCAUGUCGCAGUGUUAUGGGUGGUUUUGUAAGAUGGUACAUGGGUUCAGAUAAGAAUGGGACAGACAGUUUAGCAAAGCAAAUCGUGCCUGCGUCUCAUUGGUCUGAAAUGAGAAUUUUAGUGCUAGUGGUUAGCGAUGAACAAAAAAAAGUUUCAAGUGCAAUAGGUAUGAAACGAAGCAUAGAAACAUCUCAACUUCUGCAAUAUAGAAUAAUGCAUGUAGUCCCGGAACGAGCGAAUAAAAUGCAACAAGCAAUCGUUGAGAAGAAUUUCAAAAAUUUUGCCGAACUUACUAUGAAGGAUUCUAAUCAGUUUCAUGCUGUGUGUUUGGAUACAUAUCCUCCAUGCAUUUAUAUGAACAAUAUUUCUAACAAUAUCAUGAAUCUUGUACAUUCCUAUAAUGAUGCAGUUAACGACGUAAAGGUUGCUUAUACUUACGACGCUGGGCCAAAUGCUACGUUAUAUUUAUUAGAGAAAGAUGUACCAGCAGUGAUAGGUGUUUUAGAUCACUUCUUUCCUCCUUCUGAAAACGCUAUUGAAUAUAGAAGAGGAUUACCUGUAGAAGAAAUUAAACCUUCUCAAGGCCUCUUGGAGAAAUUAAAGUUUCAAAAAUAUCCACCAGGACAACUUAAAUGUAUGAUAUACACCAAAAUAGGAGAUGGGCCUAAAUAUCUCAAUAAUCCACAGGAUCAUUUGUUAGAUGGUCAGGGUAACCCUAUUAAUUGUUCUUGAUCGAUUUUUUACAUUUUUAUUAUUUUCAUUAUUUACUAC
Molecule: messenger RNA, 1412 nt
Organism: Trachymyrmex cornetzi
Lineage: Eukaryota; Metazoa; Arthropoda; Insecta; Hymenoptera; Formicidae
Gene: Mvd
Product: mevalonate diphosphate decarboxylase
Exons: 10
Coding region: 249-1373 (374 amino acids)
Biological process (GO): isoprenoid biosynthetic process; isopentenyl diphosphate biosynthetic process, mevalonate pathway
Cellular component (GO): cytosol
Molecular function (GO): diphosphomevalonate decarboxylase activity
Source: RefSeq, a predicted model, not a curated record